Molecule: messenger RNA, 673 nt
Organism: Papaver somniferum (opium poppy)
Lineage: Eukaryota; Viridiplantae; Streptophyta; Magnoliopsida; Ranunculales; Papaveraceae
Product: macrophage migration inhibitory factor homolog
Exons: 3
Coding region: 120-467 (115 amino acids)
Molecular function (GO): phenylpyruvate tautomerase activity
Source: RefSeq, a predicted model, not a curated record
AGUCACACUCUUACACUCUUCUUCUAUUUCACUUUACUCUUUUCCCUUCGCACAGAGAGAGAGCAAGACUCAGAAAUCAGUGAGAAGAGAGAGAUUGAGUGAAUCAUUGAAUCGGAAACAUGCCUUGCUUGAAUGUAUCAACGAACGUGAAAUUGGAAGGGGUGAACACUUCUCCGAUCCUCUCUGAAAUCUCUAAAGCUGUUGCCAACAUCAUUGGUAAACCUGAAGCUUAUGUUAUGGUUCUACUGAAAGGAUCAGUCCCUAUUUCAUUCGGAGGGAGUGUAGAGAACAGCGCUUUUGGUGAGCUAACAUCUAUUGGAGGUCUUAAUGCCGAUGUAAACAAGAAACUGAGUGCCGCAAUUGCAGCAAUUCUCGAAGAAAAGAUCUCUGUGUCCAAAUCUCGCUUCUUUAUCAAGUUCACUGACACAAAGGCUUCCAACUUUGGAUGGAACGGGUCCACUUUCUAAAGCCUUUCUGGUAUCUUGAAAUCUCUUUUAUUGUGAUUACGCUUGAUGCAUUCUUCCUCUCGAGACUAAAACCUGUGUAUCUAUUUAGCCAGCAUGUAUCGAUUGGGACAAAUUGUCUGUUCUAAAAUCUAAAUACUAAAACAUAUAAGAACCUAGAGAUGUUACUAUUAAAGCAUACUCAUUUUCUUAUGUUCCAUGGUGUUUCA